CCGCGCAGACCGCGCAACGCAAACUGCGCAAACCGCGCAAACCGCGCAACGCAAACCGCGCAAAAUCGCGCAAAAUACGUUCUGCACUGCGAUUCACCUGUUUAAAUUUAAAUUUAUUGAAUCAAACUUAUAUCAUUUCAUUUCAUUUUUGACGUGUUUUUUUCAGAAAUUUCCUAUUAAUAAUCAAGUUGGUGAGAGAAGAUUUAAUAAUGCGCAUGAUUUUAGAGUUACUAUUAAUAUUCGAAGUCACAAGGAUACGGUACAACAUAUAAGAGCAAAAUUAAAUUUACAGCAGAAAAUAUUAUUUAGACAAUCAUGUUUUGGGCAUUUUUUGGAUCUUGAAGUCCAUGGAUAUAGUUCAACUUUAUUACAUAGUGUAUUAUUUCGACAAGUGAAUAAGGAAGAGUUGGGAGAAGUAUUUUGGUUUCGGUUAAAUGGGAUUGAUUGUAGAUUUAGUCCGAUUGAGUUUGCUAUGAUUACUGGAUUAAGGUUUAGUAAAGAAUUAGAUAUGAUUGAUUACAUAACUACAGAUUCAUUGAAUUUUAAAAAUAAAUACUUUCGAAGUGAUAAAUCGGUGACUUAUAAGGAUUUAAGUAAAAGUUUCAUGUCUAAGGUGUGGGGAAACAAUGAUGAAGAUGCUGUCAAGAUGGCUGCAUUAUAUCUGAUACAUUAUGGAUUAUUAGGAGCAGAUAAUCGAAAAGUAGUAUCAGAACUUAUAUUACAGUUAGUAGAUGAUUGGGAUAGUUUCAAUAAAUAUCCGUGGGGGACUAUGGUUUGGACGUUGACUGCAGAAUCAAUGAGCCGAGCAAUAGAGAAACGAUAUGAAGAAGUUAUGAAUGAUCAUCGGGCAUACGAUCCAAAAAUUCCAGUGCAAUGUUAUGCAUUAAUGGGAUUUACAGUUGCAUUUCAGCUAUGGAUAUAUGAAACUCUCAAUAACUUAGGGGGUUUCGUAGCUUGCAAAUCUACAGAUAGAAUUCCUCGUAUGUUGAGAUAG
Messenger RNA from Mangifera indica (mango), 994 nucleotides. RefSeq lists its product as uncharacterized. The transcript is spliced from 2 exons. NCBI's taxonomy places the organism in Eukaryota, Viridiplantae, Streptophyta, Magnoliopsida, Sapindales, Anacardiaceae. The record is from RefSeq and is a predicted model, not a curated record. Bases 473 to 994 code for a protein of 173 amino acids.